GGCAUACUCCCUCUCGAACACCUGGGAGUCCUCGUUCUCCAACUGCACUGACCCGGCCGCCGGCCCCUGCGACGCUACGCCGAAGUACCAGUACGCGAACGCUGGACUCAUCAUUGGCCCCGUCUCUGACAUCUACGAGAUGCUCCAGGGCAUGGAGACCUAUCAGUCAGAUGUCAACCUGCUCGCGAACGAUUACUACCUGAAGAAUCCAGGGACGGUGACGCUCGACUAUGCAGGCGGCCUCUUCCUCUCUCUGCACAACAUGGUGAACAACGGCAACGCCCCCGCCGAAGUUCAGGAGAUCAACGGCACAAGGGCGCUGUACAGCAGCACCCUGGGCCAGACCGUGUGCUUCGUCCAGGGGAACGGGAACGGGUUCACAACCCUGCAGGACAUGGCGAACCAGAUGGACUCCAGCGUCGCCCUGCGCAAAAAGAGCCGCUUCGCCAAGUGGUUCGGCGCGUAGGCGGCGGGCGGCGUGAUGGCAGGGCCCGAUUCGGUCCCAAGACUCAGUCACGGAAGGGCAGGAGAACCCUGGAUUGAGCGGAUGUUGAAGCUCCCAACCGCCCAUUCAUCGCCGACACGGGGCUGAGAGUCGCGGCGCCGCGGCCCUCGCGCGAAAGAGGGUGCCCUCGCGCGCGCGCGCGCGGCGGCAGGGCCCCGAAAAAGAGGCCCCGCCACGGCGUGGCCCGGGGCCGCGCACGGGGACGGGCGGCGCGCACCCGACGCGUGGCAAAAGCAAGCCGGGCAUGCGCGCGCGCGUC
This is a messenger RNA of Prorocentrum cordatum, 764 nucleotides long. Lineage: Eukaryota; Dinophyceae; Prorocentrales; Prorocentraceae. The record is from the annotation of a GenBank genome assembly.